AUGGUUUUCCUAACUUUAGGGGUUUGUUGCAACUGGCUGCUGAUUAUUUGUUUUCCUCAGGUGCCCCGUACGGAAGGUAACGAGAAAGGAAAAGGUAAUUACUGGACAUUCGCCACAGGCUGUGAGUCCAUGCUGGACCUCUUUGAAAAUGGCAACUUUCGUCGCCGCCGCCGCAGACGCAACUUAAAAAUGGGCCUGAAGGAGCCAGCCGAACCCUUUGUUGCCAUGGACACUCAUCAGGGCAUUGCAGUAAGACCCACGGAUUCAGAUUCUUUCUGCCCUGUGAACACUAGUCACAGACCGGCCCAAAACAAACCUGAGCCUGAGAUCAAAUUCAGCAUUGACUACAUUCUCUCCACGCCGGACCCUCUGCCAGGGUUCAGAGCCCCUAACAGUGGAGCUGGAGCUGUGAUCCACCACCUGGAGCCACAACACCUCAAUCUACACUUCUGGACCAUGUAA
Sinocyclocheilus anshuiensis is the source of this 462-nucleotide messenger RNA. Its product is annotated as forkhead box protein I2-like. Gene Ontology annotation, biological process: cell differentiation; regulation of transcription by RNA polymerase II; anatomical structure morphogenesis. The coding region runs from base 1 to 462 and encodes 153 amino acids. The record is from RefSeq and is a predicted model, not a curated record. Lineage: Eukaryota; Metazoa; Chordata; Actinopteri; Cypriniformes; Cyprinidae. Gene Ontology annotation, molecular function: RNA polymerase II cis-regulatory region sequence-specific DNA binding; DNA-binding transcription factor activity, RNA polymerase II-specific. The transcript has a single exon.